AGGGAAGUUGCCAAACUUCCCAACAUUGGUUUUGUUUUUUAACUCUUCUGAAAGUUGCUUAACUAGAGUCUUGUGUUUCGCAGCGGGGCGGGGGGAAAGGAGGCGCCUCGCCUAAAUCCCACUCCCCUCCUUUUAAAUCUUCGAGACUCGCGAAUCAUUGCUGCACAUUUGAGCUGUGACUGGACCCGGAAGCAGAGAGUGAAGCCGGCCCAGCGCUCGGGGGCAGAGGCAGGAGUUGCAGCGAUGUGUUGCCUGAAGCCUGUUCUUCACAUCCUGCCAAUCUUCCUGGUCAUUUGGUCCUGUGCCGGCUUCAUUAUAACCUUCAUCAUCGCCGUGGAGCGCAGGGACGUCGACCCGUUCAUCCCCUUCAUCAGUGACACUGGGACAACGCCUCCAGAGAGCUGUGUUUUUGGAUUAAUGAUCAAUAUCUCAUCUUUUCUGGGUGCGAUCACCAUCUACAUUCGAUACAAGAUACUGCAAACCAUAAACAAGGCAAACCCCUUAGUGAAGUCCCGUCUAAACUGUGUUGCGUUUCUGUCCGGUUUACUGGCCUGCCUUGGGAUGUGCAUUGUGGCCAACUUCCAGGAAACCGCCUUGAGGGCAGUCCAUGAUAUCGGGGCAUUGCUGGCUUUCGGCAUGGGAACCGUUUACCUCAUCUUUCAGGCUGUGAUUUCCUUCAAGAUGUUGCCACUGUGUAACGAUCGCUGGGCGUUUGGCUUCAGGGUUUUCAUUGCUGCAGUAUCUGUUGUAGUCUUCGUCCCCAUGAUCGCCUGCUAUUUUGUAAGCGGGGAAUCAAAAUUAAAAUGGGAUCCAAUGGAUAGGGGGUAUGGCAAUCACGUGACCAGUGCCCUUUGCGAGUGGAUUGUUGCAUUCUGCUUUAACUUCUUCUUCCUGACUUAUAUCAAAGAAUUUCAGAAAUUUACUCUACGCAUUAAAACAGAGCUACAUCCAGACUUCCAGAAUGACGUUUUGACCCCUAUUCUCUCCUGACAAGUGAAUCUGCAACUUCUCUCGGGAAACGCAACGUAUACCAUCAGAAUUCUUGCCCGU
Messenger RNA from Amblyraja radiata (thorny skate), 1050 nucleotides. RefSeq names its product DNA-damage regulated autophagy modulator 1 (gene dram1). Gene Ontology annotation, cellular component: lysosome. Gene Ontology annotation, biological process: regulation of autophagy. Lineage: Eukaryota; Metazoa; Chordata; Chondrichthyes; Rajiformes; Rajidae. The record is from RefSeq and is a predicted model, not a curated record. The transcript is spliced from 7 exons. Bases 244 to 990 code for a protein of 248 amino acids.